AUGGCACAUUUCGAACAAAUAGUUUUUAAAGUUCAAAUAAAAUUUACAAUUAGAAGUGAAUUCAAAGUGGAGAGUUGGAAAAUGGCAAAGGAAAGUCGGUUGAAAACUUAUUUCAGAGCAACAACACUUCAUGGGUUUGCAUAUCUUGCAAAUAAAAGAAAUUCAUUAGCAGAAAAAAUAUUUUGGAUUUUCGUUCUGAUUGUUUCCAUCGGUUGCAAUAUUAUUUUAGUGAUGAAGCUUUUUGAAAGGAUUGAAUCAAAUCCUACAAUUAUGUAUCGAUCCAAUGUUGCAACACAAGUGACUGACAUUUCUUUUCCUGCUUUGACUUACUGUUCAUCAACUCUGAAAGAUUCGUCAAGUAGAAAUACUGCAUUGGUUAGGACUGCUUGGAAGUUAAUAACUGAUAAUGAUACAUGGGAAGAUGUUCAUACUAUUCAGCCAGAAAUUACAAAACACAUCUCCAAAUUAAUUGAAGGCAAUGUCUUCUCGUCCUUAUGGUUCCGUGGAAGUUGGUUGAAUAGUUAUUUAGUAGAAAUAAGGAGAUCUUUAAUGUCAUGUGGAAUUUGUCAAACAAUCAACUUAGCCGAUAUUAAUGAUGUCAUAAAUUCAAGCAAUGUUUCUCACGCUUUUAAUUUCGCGAAGUUAGAGAAGCUUCAUUUGAGUUUUAAUGGAGAUGAUGCGUUUUUGGAUGAAGCUCUGGAGAUAUAUCCUUGGAAAACAAAUAAUUAUGGUUCUGGUAUUCGAGGACUCAUCAAAACCGAACCAACAAAGAAAGCUGGAAAUGGAUUCAUCAUUUUUAUUCACAAUCCUUAUGAAUUGCCUUAUGAAGGUCAUCAACAAAUGAUUCUGAAUGAGGAAGAAAAGGUAACUUUUCUCGUAGAACCUCGUUUGAAGAUCUUAGACGAGUCUUUGAUGAAUUUACCAAAUGAAAAGCGCAAUUGCUAUCUGAAGGACGAAAAGAAACUUUUCAUGUUCAAAGUCUAUACGAAGCAUAAUUGUCAACACGAAUGUUUGUGGUUUUAUAUUCGAGAUCAAUGCGAUUGCAUUCCGUUUUACAUGUUUCAAAGUCCUUCGACAACAAUUUGUUCUGUUGAUAAAAAGAAAUGUUACAAAGAAGCACAUAAAACCUUUUGGGAACUUCCACCAGAAUUCUGCAAUUGUUUGGAUUUAUGUGAGAAUCUCGAAUAUAUCAUCGAGAAACGCAAAUCUUUAUUCAUUAAAGAUUUGAUAGAGAAGCAUAUGGAGAAGCAAAUGGAAGAUACACCAAAAUCUUUUAUAUCCAUUCGGUUCAAGAACGAAGAAUUUUAUCCUUUAGUGACCAGCAGUUUCAUGUCAUCUAUUGAUCUUGGCACGCAGGGAGUCAUGACUGUGAUGGAUAAUCCAAUGAGCGUCUCAGAAAUUCCGUUUCCUGCUGUCACAUUUUUCACUGAACAUCCUAAAUCCCUUGCUAAAUCCCAUAAAAAAAAGCCUGAAUACAUUAAGAACAUAGCAUUAUCAGAUGACUUCAACGAGACUUAUGCAUGGCACGCACAUGACAUUUUUAAAGGAAUGACAGUUGAUGCUUUAAUUAUUGGGAAAUUUUAUUAUUUCUACGAGCAAACUCGAUUUAUAGAAGAUAAUACAAAUUACCAUGUUAGAAGCUUUUCUGAUUUGAUUAUUCCCCAAAUAAAAAACAUUUCAACUACAAGUUGGAUUCAAAAUCAGAGUGGUUUGUGGAUGGACAAAUAUGAAACUCACUUUUCGGAGGUAUUAACAUCAAAAGGCAUCGGACUUUCUUUCAAUGCAUUGAAUGUCAGCAGCAUAUUGAGAUUUGAUCAACUUUCAGAAGAUUUUCUUAACAAUGAAGAUAUCAUUUUUAAAGUAGGAUCAGAAACAUUCAAUUCCGAAAAGCCAUGGAAAGUUGCAUCAGCUGACAACUCUUUGACAUUCAAGAUCUCGACAAGUUCAGCUGCCAACAAAGAUUCUUACAAAAAAGCAUUUUUUGUUCACCCAAACAACGAGCUGCCGAUGAAUCUCUUGCAAUCUGACGAUGUUAUCGUUUUCGAAGGUGGAAAAUCACUUGAGAUCUUGAUCACACCAGUAAUGAUAACAAUCAAUGAAGACGUCGAAUCUCUUGAGUUGAAUGAACGAAAAUGUUUCUUAAAAGGAGAAAAGCGUUUGAGAUUCUUCAAAACUUACACAAAACGUAAUUGUGAGAUCGAAUGUUUCGCUAACUAUACAGAAAGCAUUUGUCAUUGCGUUACGUUUUCAUUUGUGAGAGAUCCUCUGACAAAAGUUUUUCAUAAAUUUAAUAUUGAGAUGGAGAAGUCGUCGCAUAACAAUGAUCAAAGAAUAUGUAGAUCCAGUUUAACUCAUAAAACUAAAACAUUGCAUUCACAUUUUGAUGCAUCUUAA
This is a messenger RNA of Clunio marinus, 2394 nucleotides long. The record is from the annotation of a GenBank genome assembly. Lineage: Eukaryota; Metazoa; Arthropoda; Insecta; Diptera; Chironomidae.